AUGCCAACCAUUAAGAGCUUUUCAGUAGGGCUUAGUCCCGACAGCAAUAGUUUAACAAAUGGUGUUGUUAUGGGACAAAUUACAUUAGAAUUGUCAAAAGAAUGCAAAAUAGUUUCGCUCUACAUAAAGCUGAAGGGAAAAGCAGAAGUCAAAUGGUCGGAAAAGCACGGAAAAAGGACUGUAACAUACCAUAGCAAAGACAAGUACUUCAGUGUCAAGCAGUCUUUCAUUCAGGAGAACCAGGGCAAUAAUGUUGUUGACCAAGGCCUCCAUGUUUACCCAUUCUCCUUUCAGAUCCCAGCAGAUUUGCCGUCCUCCUUCCGUGGCAGAUUUGGGUGGAUCACAUACAUGCUUCAAGCAAACCUGAGCAGGUCGAUGAGAAUAGACGACAAAGCCACGGCAGUGCUCAAUGUCGUCUACAGAGGAAAUCCAGAUCCAGUGCUGAUGAUUCAACAGCAAGGUAACAUUGAUAAGAAGAUGAACCUCUUCAACUCAGGAAAAGUAGGCAUGGAUGUGAACAUUGAAAAAACAGGCUUCCACCAAGGUGAAGGCAUAAAAGUUGUGGCCUCCAUUCAGAACAGAUCAUCUCGAGAAAUUAAGCCCAAGUACCAUUUGUACAGGAAGUGCAGUUACUUUGCAAAGGGGAAGAGGAAACUCGAAAAGGAAGACAUCCUGAGAGAGGUGGGUGAAGCCGUCCCACCUUCUGCAGGUCAGACCGUCACCAGGAUCAUCACCAUCUCUCCCAUCACGCCGGUGUCCAUCUUAAACUGUAAAAUCAUCAAAGUAGAGUACAGACUCAGGGUUUACCUGGAUGUCAAGUAUGCUUCAGAUCCAGAGAUCAAGUUCCCCAUAGUCAUCCUGCCUGCUCCAGGAGGGCCUGAGGAGGUACAGUUACCUACCAAUCCUGCCUAUGGAUUUGAAGCAUUUCCAAACUCCUCAAUGCCAGGAGGGACCAGCUUCCUACAAAACCCAACAACCUCUGAUCCUUUUGCUCCUCCACCACCCUAUGGGUCCUGGAUGUACCCCUCCUUGACAGAUUCUGAUAGAAAGUCCUAG
Stegastes partitus (bicolor damselfish) is the source of this 1056-nucleotide messenger RNA. Its product is annotated as arrestin domain-containing protein 3-like. Gene Ontology annotation, cellular component: plasma membrane; cytoplasm. Bases 1 to 1056 code for a protein of 351 amino acids. The transcript is spliced from 6 exons. Gene Ontology annotation, biological process: protein transport. Lineage: Eukaryota; Metazoa; Chordata; Actinopteri; Pomacentridae. The record is from RefSeq and is a predicted model, not a curated record.